GAACGUACUCGGAAGUGACGCCCGUUGCUAGAGGCUUGUUGCGCAGCAUUCCCAAAGAGGAGGACAGAGAAAGGCAGUGGAACGAAAACAUCAAAUUGAUAUCGGACAGUUGUAUUUCAGGACAUAGUCGCUGUCAUUAAUAACACUUUUACGGCCGAUUGAACCAUGAAUCCAGUCUACAGCCCUGCACCAACAGGGGUCCCAUAUGCUAACGCAAAAGGAAUGGGAUACCCAGCAAGCUUUCCCGUGGGUUAUGCUGCUGCUCCACCCUUUUCUCCCAAUAUGUACCCUGGAGCAAAUCCCGCCUUCCCGACAGGUUAUGCUCCAGGGACACCUUUCAAGAUGUCCUGUUCUCCCACCACUGGUGCUGUCCCGCCUUACUCUUCGUCACCCAACCCUUACCCUGCAGCCGUGUACCCAGUGAGGAGCACCUACCCACAACAGAACCCCUAUGCACAGCAGCAAGGCACUUACUACACACAACCCCUGUACGCUGCCCCACCCCAUGUCAUUCAUCACACUACAGUGGUGCAGCCCAAUGGGAUGCCAGCUACCAUGUAUGCCCCACCCAUCGCUCCUCCCCGCCAUAAUGGUGUUGCCAUGGGAAUGGUAGCAGGGACCACUAUGGCUAUGUCAGCUGGGACCUUGUUAACGACCCACUCCCCCUCUCCAGUGCCCCCUCACCCAGUCACGGUGCCCACAUACCGACCCCCUGGCACACCCACCUACAGCUACGUGCCCCCACAGUGGUGAGCAUAUGGCACGGUCAGAAGAUGGUAGAUAUGCAUUCAAAAAGUCCAGUAUUUGACAAUAGGUGCUGACACUGCACAGUGUUAUUUGACCAGUUGUUUUUACUCGAAUAUAAAAUGUGAAUCUUAAUCCGACGAUCAGCAGAAACUUAAAAAAAAAAGUAUUCAAAAAGACCAUAAGGAAAGGGAUGGAGUCUUCCCAUUCAACACUACAUCUCCAAGCAUUGCUCUCUCCCUGCCCACUGCAUAUCUUACGUCAGAUGACUAGGUCUCCAUGGAAACUUGUGUUUUGUGGACUUGUCUUGCAAUUUUUUAUAUUUCUAAACACCUCGAAGUGGUGCAAAGGGAGUUUGAAAAUAGUUUUUAUUUGGAAUCCAUAUCCAGUUGAAUGCAUGUAUAUAUUGAAAAUUAAUAUUAAUAAUAAUAAUAAUAAUAAUAAUAAUAAUAAUAAUAAUAAUAAUAGUAAUAAUAAUAAUGCUAGCUCAAUCUACCUGCCAUGACAGAUGCAACAUUGUUGAAACAAAAAUCCAAAGUACAGUUAAGUAAGAAAAAAAAAAUUGUCAAUAGGGAGAAAAAUAACUUUGUAUCACACAUACGUAGCGUCUGGAGAAAUAUACCAUGCAAAAUGCAUUGAAGUAUCGUUCAAGUCUUUACGUUUUGGGAGAGGGCUGUGGGUAAGUGGCUAUGUUUUUUUUUUUUUUUCUUUUAGGGGGGCACAAAUGUUGCUAGCAUGGUUUAAUUUCUUUGGGUAGCGUUGCCUUCAUGUGGCUUUCUCUGCCUAUCUCAAGGGUAGAUGGUAAGGCCUUUUGAGCUUGUGCCUCUGCUUUCGAUAAAACGCAAACACUCUCAUUCCAAGUCACCAUACCUUUAUGUUUUAUUUUUUACCCUCAGAGUAUUUGGAACAAAAUAUAUGUUUGUAUGUGCGCAUGUCUCAGUGCCAGUUUGCCUGUGUGAGUUAUUUUUGUUGUGUGUCAAAAAACAAACAAAACAGUGGAAUAGGCCUUGUGGAGUUGUGUGGUUGGUUGGGUGUGUGUGUGCGUGUGUGUGUGUGAUUUAUGCCUUACUCCCUGUACCUUUGCUUUGGUUUUUGUUGUCACGUCCCAAGCAAUUAUUGCGAAGCUGAAACUUUUUUCCAAGUCAAAAUUUAUUUUAUCUCAAUUUUAUUUGGUCGAUAUCUUGACACUACUGAAAGACAGAUAUCUCAGAUUGGAGUUGUUGAGUGGAAAGGGCCCAAAUGUUACAUUGCUUUUUUACCUCAAGGUUGCACCAUAACUGACUGAUUUUCAUUGUCUUUUUACUUAUCCGUAUAGGUUGCCUAUGUCACCUCAGUUAAAGAAUGUUUUGUAAUGUUUUUGUUGUUUUGUUUUGUAUUUUCAAGAAAGACCAAAAAUAAAUACAAUUAUGAGAA
Messenger RNA from Alosa alosa (allis shad), 2157 nucleotides. It is a transcript of the gene fam168b, whose product is annotated as family with sequence similarity 168 member B. The transcript has 7 exons. The coding region runs from base 166 to 753 and encodes 195 amino acids. NCBI's taxonomy places the organism in Eukaryota, Metazoa, Chordata, Actinopteri, Clupeiformes, Clupeidae. The record is from RefSeq and is a predicted model, not a curated record.